UGAUCACACAUACAAACUUAUCUGUACCCGAUUCUAUCCAUAAUCAUCUCUCCAGACAUCGCAAUGUCACCAAAGUACCAAACCAUUUACUCCACCGGGAUUCACCACGGUCUCCCGACUUUCCCUGACCACGAUGGCAAGAAAUACACUGCCAUAGUGACAGGUGCAAAUGGUAUAUCCGGAUCUGAAAUCGUCAAUGCCCUGGUCGCUGCACCUGAAAGAUGGGAGACAAUCUAUGCCAUGUCUCGUCGCCCACCUCGUGCUGUGAGCGAUCGUGUCAAGACUAUUGCAGCAGACUUCAAAGAUAGCACACCGGAGCAGUUAGCCAAGCUGUUCAAAAGUGAAGGAGUGAAAGCAGACUACAUCUUCUUUACAUCCUACAUCCAGCCACCAACGCAAGAAGGAGAGGGGCUGUGGGCAAAUCACGACGAGCUGGAGACUGUGAACGUUACGCUUUUGUCAAACUUUCUCGAAGCCCUCACAAUUUCCAGCAUAAUCCCCAAGCGCUUUCUCCUCCAAACAGGAGGCAAGCACUAUGCAGUUCACCUUGGACCUACAGCCAUCCCAAUGACAGAGGAUACACCCGAUCGUCGUGUGCCGCAUCCUAACUUCUAUUUCCCUCAAGAAGAUAUCCUUUCCGAUUGGUGUGAAAAACAUUCUACACAUUGGACCGUCACCCGCCCCGGAUUCAUCAUCGGCGCCAAUCCUACAGCACCAAUCAACAUCUCCUACGGCCUUGCCAUCUAUGCCUCUGUCCAAAAAGAGCUUGGCAAGAGAUUAGGGUUCCCAGCUGAUAUUGGAGCCUGGGAUAUCAACAAAGAUCUCAGCACUGCAUCACUCAUUGGAUAUUUUUCUGAGUGGGCAGUGUUGACUGAAGAGGCAAGGAAUCAAGCCUUUAAUGUUGUUGAUGACUCGCCAUUCUCGUAUGGUAAAUUCUGGCCUGAACUGGCUGGAUGGUAUGGCAUUGAGUAUGAUCUUCCAGAACAGGAUGAAGCGAAGUAUAAUCUAGUGAGAAUGCCAAGAAAUCCACCACCACGAGGCUUUGGUACACCUGGUGUCUUGAAAGUGAAGUUUAGUUUCGAGGAGUGGGCGAGAAGUGAAAGUAUCAAGGAAACUUGGGAGAAGAUUCAAGAGAGGGAGGGGUUGACGAAGGAAUUAAAUCCGUGGAAGGAUAAGGAGACCUUGUUCAACGUUUUUGCGACUUUGGAUGCAGAGUUGUUGGGUGGUUGGGCUAGAACGCAAACGAUGGACAAGGCAAAGAAGAUGGGAUGGCACGGACACGUUCAAACGAAUGAGGGAAUGAAAUUGACAAUUGAGAAGAUGAUUGAGAUGAAGAUGGUACCAGCAGUUUGA
Molecule: messenger RNA, 1353 nt
Organism: Mollisia scopiformis
Lineage: Eukaryota; Fungi; Ascomycota; Leotiomycetes; Helotiales; Mollisiaceae
Exons: 3
Coding region: 64-1353 (429 amino acids)
Source: RefSeq, a predicted model, not a curated record